Messenger RNA from Austrofundulus limnaeus, 3798 nucleotides. RefSeq lists its product as uncharacterized. The record is from RefSeq and is a predicted model, not a curated record. Lineage: Eukaryota; Metazoa; Chordata; Actinopteri; Cyprinodontiformes; Rivulidae. Gene Ontology annotation, molecular function: GTP binding.
AGGUGAGGACAGGUGAGGACAGGUGAGGACCGGUGAGGACAGGUGAGGACUGCAGGUGAUUCUUCAGCCUGGAGAAAGAAUCCAGCAGCAGCUGAUUCAGGGAUCAGGAUUAUUCUGUGAGCUGCCAUCAACUGCAGAUUUGCCUUUCAGUGAUUGAGACGCCUCAUCAGAGUGUGCCUGGCCACCAGUCUGUUCUGGUCCAUCAGCACCGAAUCUUCACUCCAUGAAUAUAGAUGACCAGCAGGUAAUUUUGAUACAAUCUAGACUGAAACUAUGGCCUCUGCAUCAUCAGUGUCUGAGCUGAGGAUCAUUCUGCUGGGAAACAACUGGUCUGACAAAUGUUCAGUUGCAAACUUGAUUCUGGGAAAUUCUGCCUUCAACCCUCAKCAGGAACCCAGCUCCUCUAAGACAGCCAACAGAUUGAUCGGAAUGACAAAAGUAGUUUGCAUCAACACACCGUCAGAUCUGCUCCAUGCUGAGGUUCCUCCAAACAAGCUCCAAAAACAUGUGGAGUACUUUGUGAGUCUGUCAGAUCCUGGACCUGAGGUGUUCCUGGUGGUUGUGCAGCCUGAUGUCUUCACUGAGGACAACAAGCAGAAACUCUGCUCAGUCCUCGAACUGUUCAGAGCCCGCUCCUUUGACCGGACACUGGUUCUGACUCUAACACCCAAACAGAACGCAACAAGUUUCUGCAAACCUUUACAAGACCUGAUCAAAAGGUGCAGACAUCAGAUUUUCAGUUUGAAGACCCAAGAUCCUUCUGAGCUGCUGAAGAGUUUGUAUGAAAUCGUAGAGACGAACACGGACAGACCUGUGUCCUCUGACCAGCCACCCAGCCGAGUCAGGAAAGAACUGCCUAACCCUCCAGGAUCUGCUCCAAAUGUUGUUACUGCAUCAUGAUUUUAGGAAAAAGUCAACUCAUGAAGACACAACUCAGCAACUUUAUCACAACAAAAAAUUCCAAGUUUUCAGGUUCAGGCGAACCGGUCAAAGAGGGUCUAUGGAAUGGAAAAUUCUUAUAUGUAGUGGAAGCUCCAGAAAGUCCGUCUCCAAGAGUCAUGAGAGAAGAGCUGAAAAAGUGCAUAAGUCUUUGUCCUUCUGGACCAAAUGUUCUGCUGCUGUUAGUGAAGCCCUCAGACUUCACAGAGAAGGACAGACACACACUGAGGUCCACACUGAGUCUGUUUGGUAAAAAGGCUUUCAAGCACUCAAUGGUCAUCAUGACACAAGAAGGAAAACACACAAGUUUCUCUGUGAAUUCACUCAUCACAGAAUGUGAGGGAAGACAAUACAACACAUUUGGAAAUGACCACAGAGGGUUGAUGGAAAAGAUCGAGGGUAUUGUGACAAAAACCAGAGGUGCCGUCUUGACCAUCAAAGAUCAGUCAGCAGAACCAAAGUCUGACCAGAUGAGACCAGCUUUAAACCUGGUCCUGGUUGGGGACAGAAAAAGGAAGACUUCAGCAGCUGAAGCUAUAUUAGAUCAGACAGAUCUUCCUCCAGCCUCCAGCCCAUCAGAGUGGGUUAAACAUGAGGCAGAGGUGUGUGGACAUCAGGUUUCUGUGCUACAGAUGCCUCCUCUGUACGACAAACCACCUGAGGAAGUGAUGGAGGAAACCCUCAGGUGUGUCUCCCUCUGUGAUCCUGAGGGGGUCCAUGCCUUCAUCCUGGUCCUACCUGUGGCUCCCCUCACUGAUGAAGACAAGGGAGAGUUACAAACCAUCCAGGACGCAUUCAGCCCUCGAGUCAAAAACUUCAUCAUGAUUCUGUUCACUGUGGACUCAGAUCCUGCAGCUCCAGCAGUCCUUAACUUUAUAAGAAGAGACAAGAACAUCCAGGAGCUCUGUCAGAGCUGUGGAGGAAGAUAUUUUGUUCUUAAUGUCAAAGACAAGAAGGAAACAUCUAAAAUGAUCCAAUAUGUGGAGAAAAUGAGACAGAGCACAGAUGAGCAGCACAGCUACACAACAGAAUCACUCACACAAGCCUACAUGGAUGAAACCAUCCAACUAAAGAAAGAAAUCAGCCUUCUACAAGCAAAACUGAAAGCCGGAGGUAAAGCUACUGGUGUUGAAGAGCAGCAGAGACCAGAGAGUCUCAGGAUUGUUCUGAUUGGGAAGACCGGCAAUGGGAAGAGUUCAUCAGGAAACACUAUUUUAGGAAGACGUGUAUUUGAAGCCAAACCAAGUCAAAGAUCUGUCACCAAGCACUGUCAAAAACGACACAGUGUGGUGUACGGUCGUCAUGUUUCUGUUGUGGACACUCCUGGUCUGUUUGACAGCACUUUGUCUACUGCAGAAGUUAAUAAAGAAAUGUUGAAAUGCAUCAGUCUUCUGGCUCCAGGACCACACGUCUUCCUGCUGGUGAUACAGAUCGGCAGAUUCACAGAAGAAGAAAAGCAGACACUCAAACUUAUAAAGGAGGGUUUUGGGAAAAAAUCAGAUUCAUUCACCAUUAUUCUUCUUACAAGAGGAGAUGUACUAAAACAAAAUAAUCAGUCCAUUGAAGAUUACAUUGAAAAGGAAUGUGAUGACUCCUUUAAAAAUCUUAUUGAUGACUGUGGAGGAAGAUACCAUGUGUUUGAUAACAAUGAUAAGACAAACCGAGCACAAGUCAUGGAGCUGUUAGCUAAGAUUGAAACCAUGGUGAAGAAAAAUGGAGGCAGCUGCUUCACCAGCCAGAUGCUGCAGGAAGCUGAUGAUGCCAUAAAGAAAGAAACAAAGAGAAUCCUGCAGGAAAAAGAAGAAGAGACAAAGAAAAGUAUUAAGGAACUGGAAACCAGACAUCACAAAGAAAAGGAGGACAUGGAAAGAAAAAUGAGAGAGCAGAGAGCAAAAACUGAACAAGAGAUUAAACAGAAAGACAUGAAAAUCAAGGAAAUGAUGGAAAAAAUCCAGGAGGUGAGAGAUGAAAAGAAGAAAGAACAAGAAAGAAGACAGGAAGAAGAAACCAAGAGGAAGCGUGAGAAGCAAGUUUUGGAGGAAGAGUUUGCAGCAUUGAAGAAAAACAAAUCAGAAGAGGAGCUGUUGAUGCGCAAAGCAUCCAUCAGGAUGCAACGUGAAACUCUGAAGAAACAAAGGAAAGUCUUAAAGGAGAAACGAAAACAAGAAGAUGAACAGAGACAACAGAAAGAACAAAGACUGCUGAAAGAAUAUGAACAGGAAAAACAGGAAUUUGAAAUGAAAAAGAGAGAGCAUGAAAUCAGGAAAGAAAAGGAGAAGAAGGAAAUUGCAGAGCUGCAAAAAAUCUAUGAAACAAGAAUUAAAACACUAAAAGAAACUCAUGAGGAUGAAGCAAGAAAAAAAGCUGAGGAACUGAAUGAAUUCAAAGAGAAAUACCUCAAAGAGUUUACAGCUCAGAGAGAAGAGUAUGAGAAACAACUGAAAGAUAAAGAUGAAAAGUAUGAUCUGCUGCAGGCGCUCAAAGCCCACAAUGAAAAACAAACCAGAGAUAAGCACAAAGAGGAAAUCAAUGCGCUGGUCCAAUGUGUGACAAAUAAGAAAGAGAACUUGAAAAAAAUCAAAGACAUGCUAAUAAGACAUGAGACCCAAACAAAACAAGUGAAAUCUCAGGAGGAGAUGGAAAACCUGCAGAGAAUUCAUGACAGAGAAAUAAGUGACUUGGUUCAGCAACUUCUGAAGGAAAGUGAUUCAAAAUCUUCCUGUUCCAUUCAGUGAGGAUUGAUCCAGAACUGAACAGAUCAUUAUAGACCACACUGGACUUCUGGAUCAGAUCACCUUUAUUCUAAAUGUUGGAUGGAUAAUGGAAGGAUGAUGGAUGGAUAAUGGAUGGAUAGAUGUA